UUUUUGGUGCCAGUGAGUGUUGGUGGUUCUUUUCUUUUGAAUUUUUGGCUUGAAAGCGUUGUGUGUGAAAAUUCUUACAACAGUUUGUUAAAAUCUGUCAUAGACAUCGUUUCGUUCGUUCGCCUGAUAUUGAAUAUUUGCGGCGAAAUAAUUUGUAAAAUUUGUAAUCCGUCCAUGCCAUGCGCGAUAAAAUAUCCCAACUAUUUUGCUUGCAAAAAAACGCAUGCAAAAAUAAUUCAACAGAUAAUCGAGGAGGACAACAUGUGCCAAAUAAAGCAACGCUCAACGGGUCAACGUGUACCAACGGUUCUAUUGGGCCAGAAGGGCCCGAAACGACAGAGACCGACUCAUCAGGGACCGGGGGGAUGCGGAAGUCGUUGGAGAGGAAGGGCUCAACGCCGAACGACGCUGUUCACCUCCAGAGACGGGUGGGACUCUUCAGUGGGGUGGCUUUAAUUGUCGGGACUAUGAUAGGAUCUGGAAUAUUUGUGUCACCAUCUGGUCUACUAGUUCGUACUGGUUCCGUUGGUGUUAGCUUUAUAAUAUGGCUGGCCUGUGGUUUGCUCUCAUUGUUGGGCGCUCUGGCAUAUGCUGAAUUAGGUACAAUGAAUACAUCGUCAGGUGCUGAAUGGGCAUAUUUUAUGGACGCAUAUGGACCAGCACCGGCGUUUUUAUUCUCAUGGGUAUCGACACUAGUUUUAAAGCCAUCGCAAAUGGCAAUAAUUUGUCUUUCAUUUGCACAGUAUGCAGUGGAGGCAUUUGUCUCUGAAUGUGAUCCACCAAUGUCGGUUGUUAAAAUGGUUGCAGUAGUAGCAAUAGUGAUGAUAUUGUUUGUUAACUGUUAUAGCGUUAAUUUGGGCAUGGCAGUUCAAAAUAUAUUUACCGCCGCCAAAUUGGUGGCUGUUUUAAUUGUUAUAUGUGGUGGUGCCUGGAAACUGUUUCAGGGCAAUACACAACAUCUAUCGAAUGCAUUUAGUGGACCUACACCCACCAUGGGAGCAAUAGCCACAGCCUUCUAUACGGGUCUGUGGGCUUAUGAUGGCUGGAAUAACUUGAACUAUGUUACGGAGGAGAUUAAGAAUCCGAGCAAGAAUUUACCACGCUCCAUAGUAAUUGGCAUACCAUUGGUUACUUUGUGUUAUGCUUUGAUUAAUAUUUCCUAUUUAGCGGCCAUGUCACCCACCGAAAUGAUUGAAUCCGAGGCUGUAGCGGUAACAUUUGGUAAUCGUAUCUUAGGAGCCAUGGCCUGGUUGAUGCCCUUGAGUGUAACCAUCAGUACAUUUGGCAGUGCAAAUGGUACAUUGUUUGCAGCGGGAAGAUUAUGCUUUGCUGCUUCCCGAGAGGGUCAUUUGCUAGAUAUUUUAUCUUAUGUGCAUGUACGACGUCUAACACCAGCACCUGGUCUAAUAUUCCAUUCAUUAAUUGCUGUUGCUAUGGUUUUGUAUGGUACCAUAGAUUCAUUAAUUGACUUCUUUAGUUUUACCGCUUGGAUUUUCUAUGGUGGCGCUAUGUUGGCCCUCAUUGUGAUGCGUUUCACCAAACCCAACUAUCCAAGGCCAUAUAAAGUGCCUAUUAUCAUUCCCGUUGUGGUUCUGGUGAUCUCAACGUAUCUGGUGGUGGCUCCCAUUAUCGAUACGCCUCGCAUUGAAUAUUUGUAUGCAUUACUCUUCAUAUUUGCCGGUUUGAUAUUCUAUGUACCAUUUGUGAAAUUGGGAAUGACACCGAGAUUUAUGAAUAAAGUUACAUUAUUCUUUCAACUGUUAUUGGAAGUUGUGCCCACAUCUACAAUGGGCAUGUUCGAUUAAAAAAGCUAAACACAUCAGAACAAAUAAACAAACUAGACCAGAAAUAUGCUCAACAACACUAAUGAGACACUUGCAGAAAAUGCAAUGGGGGUAAUAUCAAAAAGAUAUACAAAACAUUGGAUUGAUUUAUAUAUCGUUGUAAAGCUAUAAAAUAGUUUUUGACACAAAUAUUCUAAAGAAAACCAAAAUAUAAAAACAGAACUAUUGAAAACCAAACAUUCAUAUUAAAAGAAUUACAAAGAUAUAAAUUAUUAAAAUAUAUACUAUACAAUAAAAUACUAUAUAUAUUGUAGAUUUUAAGAAAACAAAAAUUUUAAAAAAUUAAAACCAAAAAAAUGUGAAAAAAUAAAAAUUCAAAAAGAAGCAACCAACUUGUUACUUGAAAUUAAAAGUAGUUGUUGUUAUCAACAAAAAUAUAUAAUUAUUAUUAUAAAACAAAAAACUUAUAUAAUUUUAAGGCUUUGUUUAUUUUUUUAUAAAUUAUAUUUUAGAAAUUUUAUAAAUAAAAAAUAAUUUUUAAAAAUUACACAUUGUUUGCUAAAACAAAAAUAGAGAAAUAGCAAACAAAUUGGUUACAAACAAUAAUAAAAUUGUUUAAAUUUCUGUUGUAAACAAAAAUUGUUUAGUAGGACUGUUAAUAGACUUUAAUUGAAUUUUAUUAAAAAAAAUACAAUUAUUAAAAACAAACAAAAAAAAAGUGUAAUUUCAACCACCUCCAAAAGGCUAAUGUUUAUUUUGUUACACUGUGCAAACGAACUCAAGCUACUUAUUGCAUAGUUGUUAAAUAUAAACAUUAAAACUUUUUUCAAAAUAUUGUUGUUAAAAUAAACAAUUUGUUUAUCAAUAAUUUUUGCUCUAUUUUCUCUAAUAUUGUAAAUGUUGACACAAAAUACCAAUAAUCAAAAUAUUGAAAAUAUUAGUAGCAUUAUCAGAUAAACGAAUAGACCUAAUAUCAUACAAGUUUUUUUGAGCUUUUUAAGCAAUAUAAUUAUUUCUAAAAUAUAUUUUUAAUUUAAAUUUAGAAUAUAAAAGACAAAAUACUAAAUAAAAGUUAAACUUUCAAGUUUUCGGCUCUUUGCAUUUUUUUGUUUUUGAACGAAUUUUUUUUUUUAUUUCUUUUACUACAUAUUUAAAAAAUUGUCUUUAUUAAGUAUUUUGUUAUUGAAAUAUUUUUUAUUAUUAUUAAAAUACAUACAAUUUAAUUAUAGUUUUUAAGUUUUUAUUUUUAAAAUGUAUUAUUAAUGGAAACAAGAGAAUUUUCUUAAAUAAAGUUUUACAAAAACAACAAAAAACAAAAA
Messenger RNA from Calliphora vicina (urban bluebottle blowfly), 3103 nucleotides. RefSeq names its product sobremesa (gene sbm). The record is from RefSeq and is a predicted model, not a curated record. Gene Ontology annotation, cellular component: membrane. The transcript has 8 exons. The coding region runs from base 180 to 1805 and encodes 541 amino acids. Lineage: Eukaryota; Metazoa; Arthropoda; Insecta; Diptera; Calliphoridae. Gene Ontology annotation, molecular function: L-amino acid transmembrane transporter activity. Gene Ontology annotation, biological process: amino acid transmembrane transport.